Molecule: messenger RNA, 369 nt
Organism: Exophiala xenobiotica
Lineage: Eukaryota; Fungi; Ascomycota; Eurotiomycetes; Chaetothyriales; Herpotrichiellaceae
Exons: 1
Coding region: 1-369 (122 amino acids)
Source: RefSeq, a predicted model, not a curated record
AUGACUCUGUGCCUCCAAGACCGCCUCGGCAUCAACGGCUGCCCCAGGGCUGUUCCCGCCAUUGCCAGUCAGAAUCUCAACGUCACAAUCGCCGACAAUGGACUAUGCCCUUCAUGCCAAGACAGAGUGCGCCUUGUGGAAGCGCAGGCGCUGGAACGCAAUAUGCUCCAGGCGAGCACCACCCGCGCCAAUGCGCAAUUCGACAUGACCGGCAAUGCUUCCAAUACCGGAGGUUUUGUGUUGUUGCCUCAGACCGUUCAGAGUGCAGACCCUGAUGACCUCUUUGGGUUUUUGGCGGGGGCCGAUACUUUGGGCAUCCAGCAAGGCGUGCCUGAGCUGGAGGGCGACUGUGAAGCAACCCGGCAGUGA